AUGAGCAUUAAGCCAAAUCAAAUUCACCACACAAUGUUACAGACGAUAAAACAGUACGACGCAGAUAUGAAGCCAAAACUUCCAUUCCGUGUCAUCAGAUUUUCUCUGUUACAUGUGUUCAGCUCCGACCUGUUAUAUCAACCAUUCAGGCCGACCGUUUGUUCCAAAUACAACUUGAAAAUGUUUUCGAUCGGUCAACCUCUAGGUGAAGGGAGGUUUGGCACAGUAUAUCUUGCCAAGUACAAACUAAACAACUAUGUGUGUGCAAUUAAAGUCCUCCACAAGAGGAAAAUUGAGCGUUACAACAUGACGAUUCAGUUAAAGCGCGAGGUUGAGUUGAUGUCACAUUUUAAUCAUCACAAUGUAGUGAAGUUAUUUGCUUUUUUCGACGACGAAACGCGGUAUUUUUUAGUGAUGGAAUUUUGUAAGGGAGGGGAGUUAUACAAAUUACUGCAAAAACAGAUUCGGUUUUCCGAACCAGAAGCGGCGAAAUACGUGAAACAAACGACGGAUGCUCUGAUUCACAUUCACCAGAGAAAGUGCAUUCACCGAGACCUCAAGCCGGAGAAUAUUUUACUUGACAUGAAUGGAGACGUGAAGUUAUCUGACUUUGGAUGGUCUGUGCGGAGUGAUUGUAAGAGGAAGACGUGUUGCGGUACACCCGACUAUUUAAGUCCGGAAUUAAUUGAGAACAAGACGUACGAUAAGGCCGUUGAUUUAUGGAGUUUAGGGGUUCUUACGUUUGAACUGUUGACUGGGUACACUCCCUUUGGUUCAAUAGACUUUGUCAACAAACAACAAGUCAAUCCCAUGUUAAUCAGUUUCCCCGUGUAUGUGUCUUAUAUCGCCAAAGACUUUAUCAGAAAGUUGAUAGUGAAAGAGCCGUCGAUGCGGAUGAGCUUGGAGAAUUGUUUGAAGCAUGCAUUUCUAGUGAAGAAUGUGAAGUGA
This is a messenger RNA of Entamoeba invadens IP1, 948 nucleotides long. RefSeq lists its product as hypothetical. The record is from RefSeq and is a predicted model, not a curated record. Gene Ontology annotation, molecular function: protein kinase activity; ATP binding. Gene Ontology annotation, cellular component: chromosome passenger complex; spindle microtubule; spindle pole centrosome. Gene Ontology annotation, biological process: mitotic spindle organization; regulation of cytokinesis; protein phosphorylation. The coding region runs from base 1 to 948 and encodes 315 amino acids. NCBI's taxonomy places the organism in Eukaryota, Evosea, Mastigamoebida, Endamoebidae. The transcript has 2 exons.